CUGGCCUUCUGGGUAGAGUCUGCGCGAGUGGGAGUGGAGCGAGUCGCUCGGUCUCGGCAGCGUUCAUCCAUUCUGUGCGGCACUCCCCGUACGGCUCCGUGCGUCCUCGGUGCGAACCGGGGCUGUCUCUCUCUCUCUCUCUCUCUCUCUCUCUCUCUCUCCGUCCGCGCUCGUCGAAGAAAACGCGGGACGGGAAGCGACACGGAAUAACCUUCAGCAAACCUUCCGAGAAACGGAUUCCGCCGCGUGAGAGGACAUGGAGUGACGGCGAGCGGGAGAAAGGGGCUUUUUCCGAGGACGGCGUGCUCCGCUGAAACCCAACAUGGCGCUGCUGCGAGGUACGGCCGAGCUGAAUUAAUUUCUCCGCGAGUCCGCCGACCUCGCCACCUGUAUCCUUCAGGGGCCCGGGCCACACGGCGCACCGAGUCUCCCACUUAAAGGACCUUUUUUCCCCUCUUUUGUGGAUUUCUCUCUAUCCCGUUUGUUUUUCCUCCGCGCAGGAUCUUUUUUUGGCUGCUUUAUGGCUACCCAAGUGACAUUCGCAGGGGCAAAAAAGUCCGCUUGAAAUAAAAGGUACUGGAUGAGAGUUGCCUUUAGACAAUAGAAUAAGGACCAAGAGCUUUAUUCGUAAGACUUGUUUUGUUUCGUGACAAGUGGAUAACCUGUUAGAGACUUUGAGUUGUUUUUUUUGUUUUGUUUUGUUUUUGUUUUUGUUUUUCUUCUUCCCUGUGGUCGGGAUUGUCUGUCUCCAGCAGACAGGACCGUAACCGGGCCAGUCUACGUACGCACGGAUCGCUGUCCUCCUAGUUAACUUGGGGGAAAAAACAGGAAAAAGGCGUGAGUUGAGGCGCACGGACGGCGGCUGGAACUAGCACCAAUUAACCAGGGCAACAUCUGUUCGUGAUGUCGAUGCUGAGGCACAAACCAACCUGGAACUAAGACAAGGGAACCACAUCACACAAAACAUGGUGGAUGCAAGAUUAACGCCACUGGCAGCAAUGGGGCUGGACCGAGGCACUCUGAUGCACGAUGGUCUUCGUCUUCACGGUGGGGUUGUAUACCCAGGGAUCAGAGCGCUGCCAGCAGAGAAGAGCCGAGAGACGCCUGGCCUCCCCCUAACUUAUAACAGGGAUGGUCUUCCAGAGCUCAUCUACAAGCCUGAUGGUGCUCUGGACAGUCGUAAGCCCACUAAUGGAUACCUUGGCCUCUACAAAGGCACCCCGCCUGGUCUCCACAAGCCUAUGCUAGUUCCUGGAGCUGAAGGUUUAGGCUUGGAACGCAGAGUAGGGCCUGGAGAAAAAGCAUCUGAACUGGGCUUGGCAAGUGCUGGUGCCAGCUACCUUCGCCUGCCAUGGCUCAGCCCUUACCCUGAAGCAAGCAUGUAUCCCUUUAUGGACACAUCCAAGUACGCAGCUCUAAACAUGUACAAAGCCUCCUUGCUAAGCCAACCCAACCCCUAUCUUCCCCAGCACCUGGCUUACCCUUCUCUCUGUGCAGCCCAGGGCGGCAAUGUCAACGCCUCUGCUGCUGAGAGGCUUUACUAUAUGCCCCCCUACCCUCCUUCUCCCAUCUCUUCUCCCCUGGUUGCGCCCCCCAUGAGGAUUCCUGCAGUCACAGUGGCCCCCACAUCAUUGGUACACUGCCAAGACAAGGGGCUUGGUGUUGCACCACCAUUUGCACAGCAGCUUCACCAACCUUCCCCUCAUCCUCAGCACCACCAGGCUGCUAUAGACAGAGACCGGUCGCCGAGCAGGAGCAGCAGACCAAGCAGACCUCCUUCCAGGAAGGGCUCUAGCAGCAACAAUAAUAACAGUAGCACUAGCACUAGUGGCACCAGUGGUGGGAAUAAUAAUAUUCUGCAAGCUGAUUCUUCUCCUCAUGCAUCUUCACGCCUCCCCCAACCUUCUGCCCCUCCUGCUCUCAUUGACAGCUCACUGGAUUUGCAAAGGCCAGUUGCUAGGAUAGGACAACCACCCACCUCCUCCACGUCUUCGAUAGUUGCCUCCUCUUCAUCCACGCAGUCCAUUCCUCAUCCAUUUUCUGUGAGCAGCAUGGCAUCAGAGCAGCCCUCUCCUGCCCGGCCCAGCCCCCAUAAACCUAGGCCAAGAGAUGGGGCAUCUGAGCACAGAAGUGUAGGAGUUGAGAGGAGACCCAGCAGGUCACCCUCAAAACCCAGUUUUGAGAGGCCAGCUCACCAACCACAAGCAACCAAAGACUCAGCAGAGAAGCCCUUGGAUUUGUCUGGAAGAAUGCUGGAGUUUGGACUGCCUCCAAAUGGAUUUCCAGUAAAGCUGGACACUAUAGCAUCAGGUGCACGUUAUGGACUGCCCCCUAGUCGGGAACUACUAAAAGAAAACGUAUCCCUCCCUCCUUCCUCCCAUCCUCACUCUGUGGUUAGCAGCACUUCUUCAAAGGUUCCAGAGAGACCAGAGAUGAUAAGCACUUUACACUCUUCCUGGGUUGUACCCAGCCCAUCUCCUUCCCAUUCACAGCACACACCAGGCCUGCCCCCCUCUCCGAGGCCUAACACAGACAUUGGCCAUUCACAAGCCAAAGGCUCUUCACCCUCUGUCAUCAAACACAAGAGUCUGGAGAGAGUUCUCCCUCAGCCACGUAGCUCCUCAUGUCCAAGGAUAGGAGAGCCCAACCAUAAUGUUUCCUCCACACAACACUCCUCUCUGGUCAGCUCCAGGGCUCUUUCUCCUAAAUCUAAUGGUGACUGGGUAAAACACAGCCCCAGUCAAUCAGAACAUCCGGCGGUCAUCACCCACCACAGAGAGGGAUCAGAGAAGUCCCAGACCACUAAGAGGGGUGAAACAACUCCAGAGGUUUCAUCGUACAAGAGGACUUGUUUAGAGAAUGGUCACCCUCCUGGCCACCUUUACCUUCCUCAAAGUGACGCUUACCUGAACCACAGUUUGGCUUAUGCCAAUAGAUACCUGCACUACCCUAUCCCUGAUGGCAUGGCGCUGCACUCCUUGCCAAUUACAGGGAAAAGCCCAGUCUACCCUCACCCAGUACUGCUGGGCAGCAACAGCCUUUACCCAACCCACCUAGCAGCGAAACACCCUUUACCCUACCACAACCUCCAAGCUGGCCCAGGAGGAGAAUACCUCACUUACAAUUCACAGGAGAUGGCCCAUCCCCUGAUGCAGACUCACUCAGACAACAAGCUGCCAGAAAGGGGAGAUGCGGCUUUGAAGCCCAGGGGACAGGAGAAAUCCCGGGGAGCUGUCGAAGAAUGUGGGGGCCAAAGAGAUCACAACACUGGGAAAGAUAUAGGCGAAGGAAGCCAAAUUAAGCUUGAUAGGGAAGCAGGAGCACAUGGUCAGGGGGGAAGUCAAAGCAAAACCCCCUCUUCCUCUGUAACAUCCAGAGAAACGAUUGUCUGCAUUGACCUUGUACAUUCAGACACAGAUAUCGAGUCUACCCCAACAGUCCACAAACAGCCCUCUGCUGAGACUACCACCAAGGUUAACCAAAAUGAAUGUUGUCAUAGUAACCAAAAUCUGACAAAGACUGACUAUGAGCCAAAACACCACCACCUUUCCCAACCUUAUCCAGUCCAUUCUGGACAGAGCCCCACCACGAGGCCCACUCACACUGACAGACAGCCAGAAGCUCCCUUUGGGAAACCAAAGGCUCCUCAGGACACAGACUGUCCUGGGGUAACAUCUCCCCCAACUUCUCCAGGGCAGGUCUCCCAGGCAAAGGACAGCCCAGAGGAACGUAGCCCAAGCCCAGAUCCUGGAGACCAGGACCAGAGUACCUUGCGCUGUGCCCGUACAUCUGGGGAGUGGAGCUCUGGUAAGGACAAAGGAGACAGAGACAGUCGAACUCAUCACCUCACUCAGCACUGCACAGAUGUGUUGAAGGAGGGAAUGGCACACGAGAGGGAGACUGAAAAGGAAGACAGUAUUGUUGACCUUGGGGAGUCUCAAGGAGAAGGGGAUGAGGACGACGACGAAGAGGGUAGCCAUUCUUCAUCGAAAAGUUCUCGUAGGUCCAGUCUGGCCAAGAGGAUUGCUAAUUCUUCAGGCUACGUUGGCGACCGCUUUAAAUGUGUCACCACUGAGCUGUAUGCUGACUCCAGCAAGCUGAGCCGUGAACAGAGAGCUCUGCAGAUGGAAGUCAUAUCACGAGAGGGGAGUAAUAUAAGUCAACCUGCAGCUAACUGGGAGCGGGCAAUGAUGCGGUUCUCGGAGCUGGAGCUGAAGGAGAAGGAGGGCGGCGGUGUAUGUGUGUCUGCCUCGGCAGCGGCAGCAGGACGGGAGCUGGCAGACGGCCAGCACAGAGAGCGAGCGCUGGAACACUGCCAACACACCACCAGGCAGGGAGAGAGGGAGGGUGUCCGGCCGGCAUACACAAACAACAGAGUUCCGGUCCUCCAGAGGUGUGGCGGCCAGCCAGAGCCUUUGUCUCCAGGGCAUGGGGCCCGAGAUGGGGUCAGAGGUGCCAGCCAAGGAGGGCUAAAGGAUGUGGCCAGGAAGUCCAUGAGGGAGUGUGAAGGAGGUCACUGUGUGCCCCCCAUUCUGACACCGGCCAAAGGGUACCUCGAAGAGAAAGUCAACCCUGGCUUUGGACCUUCCAGAAAACGCCCGCUCAGCUCCAAGGCUGAACAGGACGACACGGAGAGGGAGGAUGGAGAGAGGAUGUCCCACCCAGAGAAAAGAGCCAGGAUUUCUGCGGAUGAGCGUGAGCAAGCGAGUCCUGAUGAAGAUGACGACGACGAGGUGCGGAAGCUUAAGGUCUGCAUCGAGCUGAAGGGACUGCGACUCAGCAAGCCUGCUGCCGGCGCAGCUUCCCCGGACGGCUCCCAGGUCAAACAAGAGAGGCCGUGGCCCCAGCCCCAGCCCCGAUUGGUAGCCUCAGCCCAGAGCCUGCGGGAUCGUAAGAUCAGGGCCAAUGAGCCGGAGGACAGAGCUGCAGCACAGAGAGCCGACAUCAACAGGAAAUGGGGCUGCGAGAAGCUACUUAAUGGAGUAGCUGCUUCUCCCCUUCCCCCCGGCCAACUGAAGGACAGGGUGCAACCGCUGGGCCCCUUCUCAGGUGACCGUGGCCUCAAGGAGCCCAGGAGGGGCCCCCCCUCUCCAGCCCCACAGCCGUCUGUGGGAGGCGCCCCUCCCCUCAAGCCCCGUCGCCAUAGUGACGCGGACAAACCCAAGGGCAAGCGGCCGUGCAAGACCAAACACACCAGUCAGAGGGAGCGGGAGCGGGAGAAGAGGAAAGAGGCCACACCUAGCAGCCCGGGCCAGCGUUGUGCAGCCGAUCUGGGAGCAGCUGAAGAUGACAAGCUGAGUGAGCAGUGUGGCGCUCCGAGGAAGGGAGCCGCCUCUCCUAAUCAUUAUCCCUGCUCUCCAGUCAAGCCCCGCUCCCCCACCGCGCUCUGUCCGCCCUCCCUGCAGCCCCAGGCGAACUGCAGAGUGGGCGGUGUCCCACCAGAGGCGGCGGCAGGGGUGCACAGGAUGCCCCCUGCUGAGCCCCCCGUGGUGCGCCCGAUCCCGCCAGAGGCUCGUCGGCUGAUCGUGAACAAGAACGCCGGAGAGACUCUGCUCCAGAGAGCUGCGCGGCUGGGCUACGAGGAGGUGGUGCUGUACUGUCUGGAGAACAGAGUGUGCGAGGUGAAUCACCGAGACUACGCCGGUUACUGUGCCCUCCAUGAGGCAUGUGCCCGCGGCUGGCUCAGCAUCGUCCAACACCUGCUGGAAUACGGGGCCGACAUCAACUGCAGUGCACAGGAUGGCACCAGGCCGAUUCAUGACGCUGUGGAGAACGACCACCUGGACGUGGUGCGAAUCCUUCUGUCUUACGGCGCUGACCCCACCCUGGCGACGUAUUCUGGCCGUGGCCUGCUCAAGAUGACCCACAGUGACGGCAUGGAGCGCUUCCUCACUGAUUAUUUUGCUGACCUUCAGGGCCGCUCAGAUGACGACCCAGGGCUUUAUUGGGAAUUCUAUGGCAGCGCUGUGUGUGAAUCAAAUGAAGAGGGCGGUGUCUACGACAUCCUAGCCGACCCCCCUGGCCCAGAUGAUGAGGAUGAGGAUAAAAAGGAGGUGUUUGAGUUUGAGUUCUCUGACCGUCCUCUGCUGCCUUGCUACAACAUCCAGGUGUCCCUCUCCCAAGGGCCAAGAAACUGGCUGCUACUCUCCGACGUGCUUCGCCGGCUGCGGAUGUCUGCCCGUGGUUUCCGACAGACCUUCCCCCACAUGGAGGUAGUGACAGUGGCAGAGGCGGAGUUCUACCGUCAGGCCUCUUUGUCGCAGCUCUUCUCCUGCCCAGAGGAGCUGGAGGGCUUCCAUCCGGACAGCAAGGACCUGUUGGACCUGGUGGAAGACAGCGCCGAGCUGGCUGCUCUCCUGGGCUCCACACUGGAGUGUCUGGACGACCACUGGGACCACCCAGCGGACAAACUGAAGGACAGAAUUAAGGCUGCUGGCAAGUUGGGCUCAUCCUGACCCCUGAAGCCAAUCCACCUGGACACCAGUCCGUACCGUCUGCAGUUUGCUUUAGAACCACCCCGAGGUUAUGCUGAUAUGCCUUAGCCCGACCCUUAGUUCCCACGCUCCAGCCCUGCUCUGGACCAGCACUGGUGCACUGUACAGACGGACUGACCCUGCUGGCUGACCAGGCUGCUGAAACGUUACCCUCCGUUAACUGAGGCUCAAUACAUUUGUGACUCAAUGGACUUACAGUAAUAAUGGUCUUAUUUUUAUAAAUUAAUAUAUGUAUAAAUAAAUGAAUAAAUAUAUAUAUAUAUAUAAAAAAUAUAAAGAGAUUUUUUUUUCUUUCAAAUGUUGCUCACGACGACUCUGAAAGAUUUUAUAUGGCAACAGAGUGUUGUCGUGUUGUCGGCAAUUAGACGGAGUGUGUGAGCGCACAGCACAUUGUGACUGUGUGUAGCUGUACAGGAUAGUGCUGAGGCUGUGCUAUUGAAUGUGGUAUUUGUGUUUAUAGGAAGCACAUGAUGUCCUGUUCUUUUUUUUUUUUUUCUCGCUCUCUCUCUCUCUCCUCAGACUUUAGCGCUCGCUUGAGCCUCAGGGGCUGUUCUAUUGUAUCUUUUAUUUUUGAUGUUCCAGUUUUGCUUCCUGUUUAGUCCGUAAUUUAACAUGCAAAACUACAAAAAAUGUUUGUAUAAUAAAGUUUAAAGGGUGUUGAUAUUCACCCUUCGGCACAGAGCUUGUAUAUAACAGGGAGGCUACUGCAGUAAAGUAAUUUUUUGGUGUGUUCAUUUUUGUUUUAACUUUGUAAUUAAAAUAUCUCAUAAUUUGUAUUUAUAUUUUACAAAAGAAGUUGCUUUAAAAUAAAUAUAAAAACUGCAAGAGGAA
Molecule: messenger RNA, 7325 nt
Organism: Acanthopagrus latus (yellowfin seabream)
Lineage: Eukaryota; Metazoa; Chordata; Actinopteri; Spariformes; Sparidae
Gene: bcor
Product: BCL6 corepressor
Exons: 14
Coding region: 966-6455 (1829 amino acids)
Biological process (GO): negative regulation of transcription by RNA polymerase II
Cellular component (GO): nucleus
Molecular function (GO): protein binding; transcription corepressor activity
Source: RefSeq, a predicted model, not a curated record